AUGCCAAGCUCUGUUGACCCCAAACAAGGUCCCUACGACAUUGCCAUCGUCGGCUCAGGAUUAGGAGGUCUGUCCGCCGCCAUUGCUCUCCGACGAGCCGGUCACAACGUCACAAUCUAUGAGAGAUACGACUUUGGCGGCGAAGUCGGCGCAUCGCUCUCCUGCGCAUCAAACGGGUCGCGAUUCCUCCAAGAAUGGGAGGUAGAUGUCUCCAAGGCUAGGCCCGUCAUCCUCAAAGACCUAAUUCGACAUGACUGGAAGACCGGCGAGAUAUUCGGCACAUACCCCCUCGGUGAUUACCGCGAGCGUUUUGGAACAGACUAUAACAACUUCCACCGAAUUGAUCUUCACCAACACUUAAAGCACGUGGCCACCACUGAAGACGGCAAGGGAAUCCCCGCACAACUCAAAGUCUGGCACAAGGCCGUGGAUCUUGAUCCCAUCACGGGCAAGAUCACGUUUGAGAACGGCACUGUGGCCACACACGACGUUAUUGUGUGCGCAGAUGGCAUUCGCAGUCAAAUGCGAGAAAAGCUCGGCGUCGUCCCGCACUUUAUGCCAUCCGAUUCUUGCUGCUACCGUUGCAUCAUUCACAUCGACAAGCUGCGGGAGCUGGGCAUCCAGGAGUUUGCUGAAAACAGCGCCAUUGAGUUUUGGGGAGGCGACGGGAUUGACAAGAUCGUCAUGAGUGCUUGCUCGGAUCACGAUGUUGUCAGCUGCUACUGCUUCUAUCCCGCAGAGAAGAAUGACUUGAAAGAAGACGGGUGGAACAUCUCGACGACUGGAGAGAACCUGGCUGCAACGUUUCCCGAACUGGAUGAGCGGCUGCUGACGCUGUUCCGGAAUGCUGACGACAUCAAGAUGUGGCGGUUGUACAAUCAUGAUCCCUAUCCAUACUGGGUUAAGGGGAAGUGUUGUCUCUUGGGCGACGCGGCUCAUCCCAUGAUGCCAGAUCAGUCUCAAGGUGCCUGCAUGGCCAUGGAAGAUGCUGGAGCACUGGGAAUCGUCUUCUCCCCCAUGUAUGCCGACCUGGACGUAGCGGAGAAGCUCCGCCUAUAUGAGCUGGAGCGCAAGCCUCGCGCGACUCGAGUCCAGGAGAGCAGCAAACGAGCCAGAACAGAUCUCACAGAGCGCAUUGGCUGGAGUAGUGCGAAGGACAGACCCGGCAAGUUGACCAUCGAAGAAGUGUGCGGCUAUGAUAUGCACGCCCAUGUAGCCGAGCUGGUUAAGCAGGGCCAAGCGGCCUGCUAA
This is a messenger RNA of Pochonia chlamydosporia 170, 1251 nucleotides long. RefSeq names its product salicylate hydroxylase. The transcript has a single exon. Lineage: Eukaryota; Fungi; Ascomycota; Sordariomycetes; Hypocreales; Clavicipitaceae. Bases 1 to 1251 code for a protein of 416 amino acids. The record is from RefSeq and is a predicted model, not a curated record. Gene Ontology annotation, molecular function: FAD binding; monooxygenase activity.